GGUGUGUUAAAGAGACAGGGCCCCAGUCCGGGUGUUUCACCCGGCUGGGCGCUGUGGCCGUAGUGGCCCUGGGCGUGCGGCCGGCGCCCGUGACAGCAGCGUCGCGGAGCCGGCUACCCCGACCUGGGGCCACUGCGGAUCUUGGUGGCAGAGCCGCAUCGCCUUACGGGAUGGGAGGCGAAGCGGGAGCCGAUGGUCCCCGGGGCCGUGUCAAGAGCUUAGGGCUAGUGUUCGAAGAUGAGAGCAAAGGCUCCUACUCAAGCGGCGAGACAGUGGCCGGGCACGUGCUGCUGGAGGCGGCAGAGCCGGUGGCCCUGCGCGGGCUGCGCCUGGAGGCCCAGGGCCGUGCCACCUCUGCCUGGGGCUCGAGCGCUGGGGCCAGGGUCUGCAUUGGUGGCGGCUCUCCCGCAGCCUCCUCAGAGGUGGAAUACUUGAACCUGCGGUUGAGUCUGCUGGAGGCCCCAGCUGGUGAAGGUGUCACCUUAUUCCAAGCAGGAAAACAUGAGUUUCCCUUUCGCUUUCAACUUCCAUCUGAACCUUUGGCAACAUCGUUUACUGGGAAGUAUGGCAGUAUUCAGUACUGUGUGAAGGCUGUUUUGGAACGACCCCAAGUUCCAGAUCAGAGUGUAAGAAGAGAGCUCCAGGUUGUCAGUCACGUGGAUGUCAACACACCACCCUUAUUGACUCCUAUGCUGAAGACGCAGGAGAAAAUGGUUGGCUGUUGGCUUUUCACUUCCGGUCCCGUGUCUCUGAGCGUCAAGAUCGAGAGAAAGGGCUACUGUAAUGGAGAAGCUAUCCCUAUCUAUGCAGAAAUAGAAAACUGUUCAUCUCGGCUGGUUGUUCCUAAGGCAGCCAUAUUCCAAACCCAGACAUAUUUGGCUAGUGGAAAGACAAAGACAGUGCGGCACAUGGUUGCUAAUGUCCGAGGAAACCACAUAGGUUCUGGGAGUACGGACACAUGGAAUGGGAAGAUGCUGAAGAUCCCACCUGUCACUCCAUCCAUCCUGGAUUGCUGCAUUAUCAGAGUGGACUACUCCUUAGCUGUAUACAUUCACAUUCCUGGUGCUAAAAAAUUGAUGCUGGAGCUGCCUUUGGUUAUUGGUACGAUUCCAUACAGUGGCUUUGGCCGCAGAAACAGCAGUGUCGCAAGCCAGUUCAGUAUGGACAUGUGCUGGUUGGCACUGGCCCUACCGGAACAACCUGAAGCACCACCAAAUUAUGCAGAUGUGGUAUCUGAAGAAGAAUUCUCCCGACACAUUCCUCCCUAUCCUCAGCCCUCUGACUGUGACGGGGAAGCCUGCUACUCAAUGUUUGCCUGCAUACAAGAAUUCCGUUUCCAGCCUCCCCCUCUUUAUUCAGAGGUUGAUCCACAUCCUGGUGAUGCCCAAGAGACCCAGCCUGUAUCCUUCAUUCUCUGAACAGACACCAGACUUCACUGUGUUGUUACCAACUUAGAAUAUUGGUUCUUUCACCUGCCUUGUUGGAUGAAAGAGAAAGUGAACUUCAGAACAUUGGUGAACUUCAAGUCCGAAGAUGACAGAAAUGAAAGAAUAUGAGAACUUUUAGUGGGCCGGGGGAUGCUUAUGCAGUUUCUAGGGUGGGCUCACUCGUCCCUUUAAAAAUGGAUGAAAAUAUGAAUUGAAAAAUGGGAAGUCCUGGUGGUAGGAGAGGAUGUGAAAGAAUGCCUGGACUGUUGAAGAGAGGAGUCUUAAGGAAUUGGGAUGUUACUGGAGUGUGCUUUGACCAGGGUUUACACACAGUUAUGAACUUAUGGACUUGGUAGGAAGACAUGAUUUAGGGGAACAAGACAGCUUUGAAGUGUGAAUGAGUGAGUGGUCUACUUUCAAUGCAAUUAAGGUCCCCAGGUUUUGGGGUGUUACCACAGCAAGGAUCCAGGUCCUUGAAAGUAUCCUUUCUGGAGCCAGUGGUCAUGUGACAUCCUGAUGAACUGACAGUGGCUCCAGUCUUUCGUGAGGAGGCUAGAAGGGAUUCCUUAAAAGCUUGCCAUAUCAAAAGGAAAAGAGGAAUUGUUACUGAAAGUGUGUGUUGUGAAGGCUAUACUUUUGACACUUUUAAGAACUGCUUGCAGGCUAUAUGUUUGAUUUUCCUCAUUCCUUAUUUACCUAGGGAAUAUUAGAAAAAAGGAGGAGUAGGCGUAACAUCUUUGGGAUAGCUGAUACCUACACAGAAAAGAGUGUUCUCUUAUCCUACCUCUAGUGGCUUCGUCAGACCUGUUCUCAAAAGGCCUGACUGACCUCUGGGGUUUCUGCUCUAUGCAGUUAGCAGACUCCUCUCAACCUGUCACUUGACCUGAAAACUAGACCAAGGGAAAAAGUCCAUGAGCUCAGCAUUAAAUAGAAAUAAAUAUAAACACCUAAGAUCUUAAGAAAUCCCAAAUCAAAAGAGAACAGGAACGUGCCUGAACUUGGCUCCUGAGCAGAGGCCUCAGUGGGUGCAUGGCAGUUGUGUAGUACAUUCGUAUUCCAGUACAUUAGUAAUUCCAUUGAUACUGUGAUUCUUUUUUUUAAAAAAAAAUGUUUUGGUGCAAUAUUUUGUUGUCUUUGAGCCUCAGGAUAUUCAGACCUACAAGACUCUGUUGUUGCUGUCAGGGACAGCCAUGUCUCUGCCAGCCUCCUCCCUCUGUUCACAGUCACAUGCUCAAUUGUUUUGCCUCCAGUCUGUUGGUCCCUUGAACUGAGAACAUUUCUGACACCAGGUGGGAGGGAACCUCUCCUAGUUAAGAUCUGAACAAGCCAAAUCCUAAGGGUUUGAUGUAGAAACCCUGGUGCUUCCCAGGCAGAGUAUGCGCCGCACCCAUCAUGGAGAUGGACUUACCUUUCAAUCACAUGUUCCCUUAGAGACAUUCUUCUAGGGUGAAAUUUUAUAUCAAAAGUCAGUGGGCCAUCUGUUCAGGGAUUUUUGUACAAAUGUUCGGUAAAUGCAUACUUCUCCCUGCUGAGCAUACCUCUCCUGUGAUCAUCUUAGUGUCAAACACAUGUAUUUCACUGUAUGCCAUUGUCGAAAAUGCCAAAUGGUAUUGCCAGUAACUGUGGUGUGUGGGAAUCACCACAAAACCUUAUUUCUUGUUUUGUUUUGUUUAAUUUAGAGAUUUCUUUCUUUUCUUUCUGUUGUGUGUCUGUAAACAGUUAUGAUUGUUCACAUUCCAUCUAAACUGCUUUUAUUUUUGCCAUGGAAAAGAUGGUGAGCUGUCUAUUGGCUUCCAGCCUGUAGUUUGCGAGCUAUGUCAAGUCAUGGUCCAUCUAUGAAACCAAAACAAAAGGAAAGAAAGAAACAGGAUAGAGUGGACAGAGAGAAAAUAGAGUGGCUUAGUUCCCUAUAGAUAAGCCAUGGCAGUUGGGUUGGUUAGGGAAAUCAUGAAGUCCCCCACAGAAUGGAAGCACAGCUAACAGUGGCAUUGAAGAGUGCAAAGAUGUAACUUUAUAUCUGUCUGUCUGGCCUGAAGCUUAUACCCAGGAUAACAGGAAUGUAGAAAACUGCAUCUGAAACCCUGCGAAUGAAGAUCAGACUUUUAGCUGCUAACACUUGCCUGUUUAGUCUCCUCUUGCUCUCUUUUAGUUUGGGGAAAACAAAAAGUGCCCUUAGGAUUUCUUUCUUUCCGAUGCACAAAGCGUGAGAUUCCAAGUGUGCAUCUUUUGGUGCACACAGAUCCUUCCUUCCCCCCGGAGCAGAACUUUACUUCCUGUGUCUUUGUUUUGCACAAUAAGAAACUCAGUAGGCAAAAGUUGUGUUUUUUUGGUAAGUUCACUCGCUUUUUAAAAUUUUUAUUAAAAAUGUAAUAAUUUAACCAAGGGGAAAAUAAAGAUUGUAUUUUGUACUCUUCUUUGAACCCCAUGGGUUCCUUUUUGUUAAUAAAAUACUUAUACUAAUGA
Molecule: messenger RNA, 3890 nt
Organism: Mastomys coucha (southern multimammate mouse)
Lineage: Eukaryota; Metazoa; Chordata; Mammalia; Rodentia; Muridae
Gene: Arrdc4
Product: arrestin domain containing 4
Exons: 8
Coding region: 171-1418 (415 amino acids)
Biological process (GO): protein transport
Cellular component (GO): cytoplasm; plasma membrane
Molecular function (GO): ubiquitin-like ligase-substrate adaptor activity
Source: RefSeq, a predicted model, not a curated record